GUGGAGCCCAAAUGCUUUGGACAAACACAGGAGGACCCUGGCUGCUACUGGUGCUGUGCCACGGCAUUGUGGCUGAGCGCAAAUGGGAUUACGAACCCAAAUUCGUGUCCACCCACACCUCGGAUGAGAGCCAACUGAAGAUCGGUGCCAAUAUUGAUCGCUUGAAUCGCGCAGACUUUGCAGUUUCGGCCACCUUCGAUUGGAAUUACGAUGUGGAUGAGACCACAAUGGUGGAGGGCCAUGCUUUCCGCAGCUUUAAUGGGGAUGAGAGCGCCUACAAGCUGAUACCGUUAUCCAUUCCCAGCACCCCCUUCGGCAACUUUAUCGAUACGUACUACAAGGAUGUCUUCCUCACGAACGUGGGCUACUGCUCCAAUCUGCCGCAGUUCAAGGAUAAGUUCCAGCUGCCCUGGCCUAGGGGCCACUACCAUCUGACCAAAUGCGUCUUCAGUGGCCAGGGACUGCCGGAGGUUCUGCCGUUGGGCUACUACAAGAUUUUCUUUAAAAUCACUGGCGACAAUCAGCCCACGUGGGGCUUCACCGUCAUUCUGCAUAUAAAGGCAAAGAUGUUUUAGCUGCCACACUAAAGUCAGCUGACUACUGCAUUUGGAUAUGGAAAAUAUAUAA
Messenger RNA from Drosophila obscura, 627 nucleotides. RefSeq lists its product as uncharacterized. The transcript has 3 exons. Bases 12 to 575 code for a protein of 187 amino acids. NCBI's taxonomy places the organism in Eukaryota, Metazoa, Arthropoda, Insecta, Diptera, Drosophilidae. The record is from RefSeq and is a predicted model, not a curated record.